AUGGCGACGGCGCCGCCGGAGGCAGCGUCGGAGGAAGAGCUGAUGGUGAGGCACAGACGGCAGAAGAGAAUGGAGUCGAACCGGGAGUCGGCGCGGCGGUCGCGGAUGCGGAAGCAGAUGCAGCUGGAGAAGUUGACGACGGAGGUGAGCUGGCUGCGGCGAGACAAGAGGCAGCUUGUGGCCGUCCUCUGCGUCACCGUGCAGCGCUGCGCGGCGAUGGAGGCCGACAACGCCGUCCUCCGGGCGCAGGUCGCGGAGCUGACAGAGGCGCUGGAGGCGUUGGAGCAGAUCCUGCUCAACGUGGCGGGAACCGCAUGCACCGGCAUCAGCGUCGUCGACUGCUCCAUUCCUCUUCCCGGUUGCUUCGGGAACUACUACAACGGUGCGUUCGUCACGACGGCGAAUCACCAGCUAGCAGCGACCGAGGAAGAGGCGGCGGCGGCGGCGCGCAUGGUUAUGUCCUCCCCUGACAUGCUUAAUUACUACUUGAAGCCACAAUGA
Zingiber officinale is the source of this 501-nucleotide messenger RNA. Its product is annotated as bZIP transcription factor 11-like. Gene Ontology annotation, biological process: positive regulation of DNA-templated transcription. NCBI's taxonomy places the organism in Eukaryota, Viridiplantae, Streptophyta, Magnoliopsida, Zingiberales, Zingiberaceae. Gene Ontology annotation, molecular function: DNA-binding transcription factor activity; transcription cis-regulatory region binding. The transcript has a single exon. Gene Ontology annotation, cellular component: nucleus. Bases 1 to 501 code for a protein of 166 amino acids. The record is from RefSeq and is a predicted model, not a curated record.